Messenger RNA from Struthio camelus australis, 4738 nucleotides. The record is from RefSeq and is a predicted model, not a curated record. NCBI's taxonomy places the organism in Eukaryota, Metazoa, Chordata, Aves, Struthioniformes, Struthionidae.
GAGGUUUAUAGCUUCAAAGAGGAAGAAUUUGUCCCUCUUCUUCAGCAUUGCUUUGUUGACCUCCUGGGGGACUGCACUGCUGGGUGUCCGCUUAUACUGGAUGGGCAACAAACCACCGAGCUUUUCCAACUCUGACAAUCCAGCGGCUGACUCGGACAGUUUUCUCACGCGUACUCUGACCUUCUUUUACCUGCCGACCAAGAACCUUUGGCUAUUGCUCUGCCCGGACACCCUCAGCUUUGACUGGUCUAUGGAUGCUGUGCCUCUUCUUAAAGCAGUCAGCGACUGGAGGAACCUACACACUGUGGCCUUCUACGCUGGACUCCUCCUCCUUGCCUACUCUAGCUUGAAGCGCUCCAGCAAUGAGAGAGAGUGCAAUGGGAAAACAGUGAUGAACGGCAAGCAGAAUGCUAAUGGGCAUAGCUGCCACUCGGAGAUGGAGUUUAAGACGUUGGAGGUGAAGUCCAGCUUUGCGUCAAAAGAAGAGAAUGGCAUAAAAAAGCAUGGAGUGCAGAAACUGCCGCUGCCUUCCACUGAGAACAUUGUCGUUCUGUCUCUGUCUUUGUUAAUAGUGCCCUUUGUUCCUGCCACCAACCUAUUUUUCUAUGUUGGCUUUGUAAUAGCAGAGCGUGUGCUGUAUGUUCCUAGUAUGGGCUUCUGCCUGCUGGUUACAGUAGGUGUCAGGGCCCUUUAUGUCAAAGCCCAAAAGCGCUUUCUGAAGAACUUGGUUUUUUGUUCCACUGCCGCAUUAAUUGUUUUCUAUGGACUCAAGACUGUUGUCAGGAAUGGGGACUGGCAGAACGAGGAGAUGCUGUAUAGGUCAGGGAUAAAAGUAAACCCGGCUAAAGCGUGGGGUAACCUUGGAAAUGUUCUCAAGAGCCAGAGCAAGAUUUCCGAAGCUGAAAGCGCCUACAGAAACGCCUUGUACUACCGCAGCAACAUGGCCGAUAUGCUUUAUAACUUAGGAUUGCUACUUCAGGAAAACAGCAGAUUUUCAGAAGCAUUACAUUACUAUAAACUGGCAAUUGGUAGCAGACCUACAUUAGCUUCGGCCUAUUUAAAUACUGGUAUCAUCUUGAUGAACCAAGGGAAGACAGAAGAAGCCAGGAAGACAUUCCUGAAGUGUUCAGAGAUCCCUGAUGAAAAUUUGAAAGAUCCUCAUGCUCAUAAAAGCUCUGUUACAAGCUGUCUUUAUAAUUUAGGAAAACUUUUUCAUGAACAGGGACACUAUGAGGAUGCCCUUAUGGUUUACAAAGAAGCAAUACAGAAAAUGCCAAGGCAGUUUGCCCCACAAAGCUUGUACAACAUGAUGGGAGAAGCCUACAUGAGAAUGAGCCGGCUGCCGGAAGCAGAGCACUGGUAUGUGGAGUCACUGAGAUCCAAGAGCGACCACAUCCCAGCGCAUCUCACCUACGGAAAACUUCUGGCUCUAACGGGACGGAAGAACGAGGCAGAGAAGUACUUCAUGAAGGCUAUUCAGCUGGACCCUACCAAAGGAAACUGCUACAUGCAUUAUGGUCAGUUCCUUCUAGAAGAAUCCCGCCUGAUAGAAGCAGCUGAGAUGGCAAAGAAAGCGGCCGAACUAGAUAAUACAGAAUUUGAUGUUGUUUUCAAUGCAGCCCAUAUGCUUAGACAAGCCAGUCUCAAUGAAGAAGCUGAGAAGUAUUAUGAAAUGGCAGCAGGAUUAAGACCUAAUUAUCCUGCUGCCUUAAUGAAUCUUGGAGCCAUUCUCCACCUCAAUGGUAAACUCAAAGAGGCUGAAGAGAACUACCUCCUUGCCCUUCAACUUAAACCUGAUGAUGUCAUCACUCAGUCCAAUCUUCGCAAAUUGUGGAAUAUCAUGGAGAAACAAGGUUUAAAGACAUCCAAAACAUGAUACUGAAUAUGAUACUGAAAACUCUGUGAACUUUUUUUGUGAAACUGAUUCAAGUCCCAAGCUAGAACUUCCACGAAGUUGUCCGAUCACAGCGCUCAUUGGACUUGACUGCAAGGGUCAGAGGUCUUAAUUGCUGCUAAGAGAAGCUACUCUGCUUUUUUGGCAUAGUUUUUUUUUUUUUUUUGCCAGAUUUAAAAAAAAAAAAGGGAAACAUUUUGAGGAAUUCUAUGCUCUAUGCUCUUCUAUAUGGUCACCUAUGCUCUAGGUGACCCUGCUUGAGCAGGGAGGUUGGACUAGAUGAUCUCCAGAGGUCCCUUCCAACCUAAACGAUUCUGUGAUUCUGUAGUUCAUGAUGGACUUAAGUGUUACCCCACAAAAGUAUUUAGAAUUGUAGCACUUAAACGAAGGUGUUUUGGCAUACUUGAUAAACCGUUGCAAAUCCCAUAUUGCUCAUUACCGUGUGGGUACUUGAAAUGUAUACUGUCAUAGAAACACGAAGGGAAAAUUGUACAGUAUACACUAAGCCAUAUGGGAGUAAAAGUGGUAAUAGUAGGUUGAAGUAUUUUGCUGAGACUGUAACUCAUUAAAAUGUAUACUAAAUCCAACGUGUUUGCAGUUUGUCUUAAUGCUGCUGUAUCUCACUUUAGGACCACUUGCUUAUCAAUUUCACAUCAGUUCAUUUGGCCAAUUUUAUUUUUUCAAACCUGUCACUUUUGAUUAGAUGACUAUUGAAAAUUAUUUGUACUGAGUGUGUACAUGUAAUUUCAGCUUGUUAAAAGUUUUGAUGCAGUUUUCUUGUGAUAGACAGUCUAAUGGCUGUGGGUUAGACAGAAUGAGCACGGAGAAGCCCAUACUCUACAUCAGAUAUGUAGAGAGGGUAAAAAAAAAAAAAAGGCUGGAGGUAUCCUUUAAUGUUCUGACUUAUCAAUAGAAACAAGACUGAUAUUUGCCCUGAUAUCAAGUGAGUAUGAUCAGACUGUUAUCUUAAGAAAAAAAAAAAUUGGUAUUAUAGAACAAUGUGUUUGAAUCUUUCACAUCGCUGUCAGAUAAGACUGUGUUUAAACUCAGCCAAGCGAGAUUUAAAAAUAUUAGUGCUUGGAUAUGCUACAGAUGAGACUUCAUCAGCAACUACGAGAAAAGGGAAUGAUAUACAUUGAGGCUAGCAGGUAGCUGAAGGGACUGGAUUUUAUUGGAUCAUGUUCAAAACAGUGUAGAUCAAGGGAAAUGUAUAACAAUCAUCGCCAGUUACUUUUCACAAUGGUAUUCUUUUAAAAAAAUGUUAUCUAUUCAGAUUCUAACCAAAUACUAGAAUUCUCUUUGUAUUCUGACAUGCAUACUAGCAGCAGAGCUGUCAAAUAUCUAAAUACGCUUUUGGUGAGGUUCAAUUUAUUUUUAGUUUGGAAUGAUUUGACCUACUUACUGUUUCAAUCUUCAUUUUUAAUGUAAAAAUAAUUUAUUUUAAAUUGCAGUAUAUUGAAGCUUUAGUCAGAUUUUUCCAGGCCAUUUGCUAACUGCUCUCUUUCUUUGGAAUAAGUAUUAUUGCUUCUAGGAAAUUUACUAUUUCAUUUAAUAACCUGUUUGUAUCUGCUUCAAUGUUCUUUUCAUAAUGGUAGAUAUUUAAUGUUAAAGUGGUAGAGCACCUUGAACUGAAGCUUCUUCAGGAUCUUCUGUUUAAAAUCUCCUUUUUUACUGAAAAAGGUUUUCUUCCCGUUGAGCAUCAUUCCAACAAAACUGUAGAGAAGAAUAAUUUGCUGUAUUUAUUUAUUUAUUACUUGACUGCAGCAACAUUUUCUGUCAUUCACACAAUAGUCUAAGUGUUGCUAUUUCUUUUAUUUGGUUUUCUUUGAAUUUUUUGUGGUUAGUAUGUGUGCUUAAUGGCAAAGGAGACACUUGAGUGUACACUACUUCUUGGUCAUUCUCCCCUUACACUUAGAUUUUAGAUCUGUACCAAAUUACGUUGGGGAGUAGCUAUUGCAAAGUCAGUAGAGUCAUAAAACAUGGUAGUGUGUGUUUCCUUUUCUUUUUUCAUGCUCACUGAAACACCAUCUUGCUAAGUUCACUACUGGCCUGCCAGAAGGGCUAGCGGGGCAAGACUGUUUGGUUUUGUAGAGUGUGCCAAGUUUUUCUGAAGUAAUGAUAAGGCUGGAAAAGCAAAAUUGAAGGGUCAAAAGUUGAAUUGCUACUUCAUCACUGAAACCAGUGGUAAAAUACAAUGGUAGCUUGAACUUAUUCUCCCUCUUUUCUGACUUUCUGGAAAAUUAUAGAAAUAAAUUAGAUAGUACCUGUGACAGAACUCAGUAUAAAUCUGUGGUAUCUUGCUUUAUUUGCUCAACCGUCAUCAAACUUUGAUGGCUUCUUGGUCGUAACCGUUCACUCUGUUAUUUGUCUCCUUCAACUUGUACUCAUUCUUGUUUAGUAAUUUGUAUACAUUGCACAAAAGGGGGAAGGGGGAGCACUCAUUCGUUGCAGUGUCAUGCUUGCAUUGAUAACUGUUUGUUUUGUUACUUUAAAAAAAAGAAAAGAAAGAAAAAAGGACUAGCAUAAAUUUGACAAGAAUGUCCCUGAAUACGUUUUUUAAUAUAGGUCUGGGCUUGAUAACUUUCUUCUUUUGGAAUAAAUUUAAAACAUGUUUAAAAUAUGUCUCUGCUCAGGGAUUUAUGGUGGAUUAUUGCAGACAGUGCUAAAAAAAAAAAAAAAAAAGAGCACAAGACAAGUUUACUAAAUUAAAAUUUUAUUUUUUGAAAAACUGUUAUUUGUAUAAAUUAUCAGAUUUGUAGGCUUUCCUUUUUGUAGAAAUAAUUGUUUAUGUGCCAGAUAAGAGAAUUUCAAUUUUGUUUUCAAUAAUAAAGCAUUGAUAACUAA